Molecule: messenger RNA, 1728 nt
Organism: Klebsormidium nitens
Lineage: Eukaryota; Viridiplantae; Streptophyta; Klebsormidiophyceae; Klebsormidiales; Klebsormidiaceae
Source: the annotation of a GenBank genome assembly
AUGGCCGGAUUCCUGACCAUGCGCAAUAUCUUUGUGCGCCCUGCAGAUGCUGCAUUGGCCAGCGCACGCCGCUUGGAUGCAGAACGGGAGAAGAGGGCAAUGGAACCAGCGCGGGGCCGAGACGACUUGGCGAAGUCAACUCUGGCCAAUCUGGCGCAAGUGUUCAAGCAGGGACGAGUCUUCAUUCGAGCGGGCGGACUGCUUGCAGCCGCCAUUCCAAGGGCCGUCGCAGCGCCCCAGCCACCACGCGUGCCUGGGCUAGCAGCAGCGACAGUACCGGCCCCAGUGACGCCACCUGGGUUCACGACACCCCAGGCAGCCCCACUGCGGAACCCUGCUGUCACGACGGGAGGAGACCAGCGCGUGCAGCCGGAGUUACCAGGCGAUGGUGGAGCGGACCUCAGGGCCCUGUACUUGGCGCAGUCAACAUACGCGUCUACAGUUGUUGGGUCCCAUGCUGCAGUCGCCGGACCAGCCGCUAGAGCAACACUGGGGGGCGACGACCCUGUGCCAGUGGACCUCACCUUAGCAGGUAGGGCCGUGGUCACUGAGGUUCAAAGGCCUGCCCCAUUUUACGGGUAUCCUGUCUGGCUUGGUGUGCUCCUUCAACUUGGAUACUUGGAGGAACUCGAGCAGGGCGUUUUCAUGAGGCGCACAGACCGCACCAGAUGGACUGUGCACCCGGAUUUGAACGACCUGACACUUCAAGCAUACAAGCGCAGAACACAGAUUACGAUUUUCACACGUCUGGUCCGAGACCGGGAGCUGUUCGCUCAAGGAAACGAGGUGUUCAACGACGCGGUCGUGCAUGAGCGCCUUGAUACUGACCUCGAACGUGAUGCAGCAUGGCCGGAGUUGAGGGCUUCUGGGUCUGUUCCGACUGUCGCAGCUGGUGGUUUGGCUGAUGAUGUGACUGUUUCAGCUGAUGUUCCGUCAGAGGAGGAUGAUGAGACUGUUGCAAGUGAGGCGACUGACUCCGAGUUCGGUGACACGCCUGUUGCGUCUACUAAGUCACGCACGCUGCGUAUUGACCCUACACGAAAGGGCCGUAUCACCCGGCAGAUGCACGAAGACGGGUCUGCCACUGCUGUCUUGCGCCAACUUGCAAAAUCCGACGUGCUGUUUGCGUGUGCGGAUCCUGCUGGCGGUGUCAACAUGUGGAUGGAUCGGAAGUAUUACUUUGCUCACCUUGUGCCGGCAUCCCUGCUGGAGGGGGGAGCGUCUGUGUCUGAAGCGCGUGCGUUUACAGCAGACAUGCCGUCAGGCACGGCGGGUGAAACCACUGUUGGUGCAUAUGUGGUUGUCACACCAGGAGACAAUGACAAUGUGCUGCUCGGAAUGAGUGUGAUUGGGAAGGUCGGACUCACUGUGAAUGCCUACAAAGGCAAGAUGAAGUACUACAAGGACUGGAAGACACGGGGAACAACUUCUGUGCGGAUACCUGCUGUAUUUGAAAUGCUGUACCGUGCCGCACCCCUGUCGUCCAAGAUCGCAAAGGAAGCCGUGGUGGUGGAUGCGCGCGUGGCAAGCGUCAUGCCACAAAUGGCCACUCCAGUGUUAAAGCCUGAUAUGCAGCAUGCAAACUUCCAGUACUACACGUACAGGAAGCGGCUUCUGGAGGAACUCGAUCUGUCCUUUGAUGAGUCCGUGAUGGCUCUGCGGCAAAAAGAGGCAACCCCACCUCCUAUUACGCUUGCAGAGUACACCAACCUUCGGCCUCUUAACUAG